Molecule: messenger RNA, 694 nt
Organism: Argentina anserina (silverweed cinquefoil)
Lineage: Eukaryota; Viridiplantae; Streptophyta; Magnoliopsida; Rosales; Rosaceae
Product: histone H2B-like
Exons: 1
Coding region: 67-489 (140 amino acids)
Cellular component (GO): nucleosome
Molecular function (GO): protein heterodimerization activity; DNA binding; structural constituent of chromatin
Source: RefSeq, a predicted model, not a curated record
CCAAAUCAAUUACGCCAACUCUCGAAUAUUCCACCAAACCUUCGAUCCCACUCUUCCUCAAAUCCGAUGGCACCCAAAGCAGAGAAGAAGCCGGCCGAGAAGGCCCCGGCAGAGAAAGCCCCGGCGGAGAAGAAGCCCAAGGCCGGUAAGAAGCUUCCCAAGGAGGCCGGAGCGGCAGCCGGAGACAAGAAGAAGAAGAGGAACAAGAAGAGCGUGGAGACCUACAAGAUCUACAUCUUCAAGGUCCUCAAGCAGGUCCACCCAGACAUUGGGAUCUCCAGCAAGGCCAUGGGCAUCAUGAACAGCUUCAUCAACGACAUCUUCGAGAAGCUUGCUCAGGAGUCCUCUAGGCUUGCGAGGUACAACAAGAAGCCGACGAUCACUUCUCGGGAGAUCCAGACUGCUGUCAGGCUUGUGCUUCCUGGUGAAUUGGCCAAGCACGCUGUCUCUGAGGGGACUAAGGCGGUGACCAAGUUUACUAGCUCUUGAAGGAUAUGCGUUGUGAAUUUAAGCUCUAUUUGUUUAUGAUUAGGGUUUAUAAAAUUAGUAAUGAAGUUUUAAUUUCGUUUUGUCUAUGGAGGGAUCCCUAAGAAAUGAAGUACUGUGGUUAAGAACAAUAAUAGCCUCUAACUAUGGGUUUGAUUUAGUUUGUUUCUGAACUAAUCUGUUUCAAUUCAAGUCAGCCUUGCGAUGA